Messenger RNA from Pangasianodon hypophthalmus (striped catfish), 4444 nucleotides. Its product is annotated as tripartite motif-containing protein 16-like. Gene Ontology annotation, molecular function: protein binding; zinc ion binding. Lineage: Eukaryota; Metazoa; Chordata; Actinopteri; Siluriformes; Pangasiidae. The transcript is spliced from 6 exons. Bases 81 to 1814 code for a protein of 577 amino acids. The record is from RefSeq and is a predicted model, not a curated record.
CUCAAAGUUCAUUUAAAGUAAAAAAAAACAAAACCUCUCUCUCUCUCUGUGUGUGUGUGUGUGUGUUUGAGUUCAGGAAAAUGGCCGAGGCCAGUAUUUCGGUAGAUCAGGACCAGUUCAGCUGUCCAGUCUGUCUGGAUGUCCUGAAGGAUCCGGUGACUCUCCCCUGUGGUCACAGUUUCUGUAAGGUGUGUAUUAAUGGCUGCUGGGAUCAGGAGGAUCGGAAGGGCAUUUACAGCUGUCCUCAGUGCAGAGACACUUUCAAUCUAAGGCCUGUUCUACACAGAAACAACAUGCUGGCUGAAGUGGUGGAGAAAGUGAAGAAGAAGACUGAACUCCAAGCUGCUUCUCCUGCUCAGUGUUAUGCUGGACCUGGAGAUGUGGAGUGUGAUUUCUGCACCGGGAGAAAACUCAAAGCCGUCAAGUCCUGUCUGAUGUGUCUGGCUUCUUACUGUGAAAUUCAUCUUAACCCACAUCUAGAACGUCCUGCUUUGAAAAAACAUACAUUAAUUGAAGCUUCAGCAAAACUACAAGAGAAGAUCUGCUCUCAACAUAACAAGCUGAUUGAGAUCUACUGUCGUACUGAUCAAACCUGGAUCUGUUAUUUGUGUACAAUGGAUAAUCACAAAGGUCACGACACCGUCACAGCCACAGCAGAAAGAGCUGAGAAACAGAGUGAGUUAAAGGAGGAGCAGAUAAAAUCCCAGCAGAAAAUCCAGGAGAAGCAGAAGAAGGUGCAGGAGCUGAAACAGGCUGUGAACACUAUAAAGCUGAGUGCACAGACAGCAGUGGAGGACAGUGAGAGGAUCUUUACUGAGCUGAUCAGCUCCAUGGAGAAAAAGCGCUCGGAGGUGACGGAGCUGAUCAGAGCUCAGGAGAAGGCUGAACUGAGUCGAGCUGAACGACUCCUGGAACAAGUGGAGCAGGAGAUUGCUGAUCUUCAGAGGAGAGUCAAUGAGCUGGAGCAGCUUUCACACACACACGAUCACAUCCAGUUCCUCCAGGCUUUAGCUUCUGGACGUCACUCUCCCCCACUACACAGACCAGAUUUUCACGCAUCCAACAUCACUGUCCAUCAACAUCUCUCAUUUGAUGGAGUGAGGAAUUCCCUCUCAGAUUUGAAGAAGAGACUCGAGGAAUUCUGUGAGGAGGAAUUCAACAAAAUUCCUCCACAUGCUGCAGCAGUUCAGAUCAUUUCACCGCAAGAGCCAGAGAGCAGAGAAGAUUUUCUGAAACAUUUCUCUUAUCUGACUCUGAAUCCCAACACAGCACAUCGUAAACUCAUUCUGUCUGAGAAGAACAGAGUGGUCACAGAAAGUGAGACGGAGCUGCGGUACUCUGAUCAUCCAGAGAGAUUUGACUUCUACACUCAGGUGUUGUGUAAGGAGAGUGUGUGUGGAUGCUGUUACUGGGAGGUGGAGCGGAGUGGUGCUGGUGGCGUGUUCAUAUCAGUCUCAUAUAAAGGGAUCAGCAGGAAAGGAGAGGGUGAUGAGUGUGUGUUUGGAUACAAUGAUCAGUCCUGGGGUCUGUGGUGUUCUUCUUCUUCUUCUCUCUCUUUCUGGCACAACAAAAUUAAGACUGAGCUCAGAGUUCCAGCAUCCUCCAGAAUAGGAGUAUAUGUGGAUCACAGCGCAGGUACUCUGUCCUUCUACAGCGUCUCUGACACGAUGAAGCUCCUCCACAGAGUCCACACCACAUUCACUCAGCCUCUAUACGCUGGGUUUAGGCUCUACUGUCUGCGUAGUGAUCUUUCAGUGAGGUUGUGUGAUCCAAAAUCAGGUGUGUACAUUCGAGCACAAAAAAUGGCUCAUUAAUUUUAUUUUAGAGUUCACAGGUGCUCAUCCUUACCACUCACGCUCCUGACUCCACCCUCCAUUCACAAACCGGCGCUUAAUCAUGCCCUCACCUCCACAAUAUAAUUUUUUUUUUCUUCAUCCUGAUGUUUGAUUUGAACAUUAACUAAAGCUCUCUACCUGUAUCUGCAUGAUUUAAUGCAUUGCACUGCUGCAACAUCAGUGGAUAAUUGCAUGAAUGUGCAGAUAUACAGAUGUUCCUAAUAAAGUGGACAGUGAUUGCAUAUUUUUAGCCUACUUAAUCUAUGGGAGGAAAAAAAACUACUACAGUGUCUUGAAUAUGAUCUUUCAGAAAAUCAACUAAACCAACAAUUGACUUGUCUCAAUACCAUAUCUUCAGUUUAUAUAAAGUAAACAUACAUAGUUGCAAUAUAUUAUGUUUAAGUGUCUUUUGGCUGUUUCCUGUGUUUAUUUUUUUUUUCUUUUUGACAUCAGUCUCCUUUUUGUGGGUCGUGAUGAUAUAUUUGUCUCUGCUAACUGUAUCUGUCUGUUGUCUGACUCCAGAUUUGGAUUCUGAACAUGACUCAGAGGUGUUAUAAGAAUCCUUUCACAGGAGAUUUACAGUUUUUCUCUACUGCUAAGACACAGCAUUUCCUGAUACCAUGCGCCAUUUUCUCAAAACUAUAAACACAAAGCCAAAACAGCACACACAAUAUGGACAACCUUCAAACUUCCAUGGCAAAACCAAAUACACAUUAAAUCCUACACAGUAAAUCCUCAUAGUACUGUAAAACACAUGACUGCAAUGCUGUAGAAUUAGACCAUAAUAUAGCCUAUAAUACAGUGCAUAGUAAUGAAAUCAUUGUACUCGUGUAUAUUGGACUUGUGUACUUAUUGCUUAUACUCUAAGUGUUGGUCUUUGACCAUUGGUGAGUUCUGUUCAAAAUGAACAGAGUACACUUGUUUCAUUCUUACCCUGUUCUGCUGAAGUACAUGGUAAAUGGGGUCAAAGCUUAUUUGACUGAUUCCUUGAAAUAAACCCUGAUUUUCCAUUAUUCUCGUUUGAAUUUCUCGCAAGUGAAUGAUAUUGUUGGCUAUCACCAUGUUCACAAGUGUGGUUCCCCGUUCGGCUGACAACAGCAACAAACAUGGUCUGCCUCCACUUGGUUCUUGUCUCUCAGUUCUGUAAAAACAGCAUGAGUAUUGUUUGGAUACAGGCACCCCUAUUUGCUGGGUUUGUGAUACAGUAAGCACUGCAUUACACUAUACACUAUAGCAAUGCAUAUUCUUACAUUUAUCCGCUCUACACAGUACUAUCCAAUAUCACAGGUCCAAGCAACAGAAACAACAGUUAGGAGAAGGGAGGACAACACUACAAAUUUGCACUAUGUAGUGUAGCAAAUGCUAUAGUGGUAAACUACCAAUUUUCUAGCCUACAGCGGAUAACCUAGCAAGGUUAAGGGUUUUGUGUGUAGAGUUUUGUGAAAUGAUUCUUUCCACUGGACACAGAAGAAAUUGUUCAGAUGUUUGGCUCAUAGGCUCAAGAAGUCCCACAUUGUUUCACUCCCUCCAGCUAGCCUACAUUCUGACUGGAGCUCCAUCAUCACACCUGAAGAGAACACUACAAUUAUUCACAUAGAAAAUGAACAACAAUUAUAUAGAGAUGUAGACUCUGUGGCUCUGAACCCACAUAUAUUUUUAAAUGGAAAUAUUAGGAUUAAUAAUUGCCUUUUCUUACACAUUGACAUUCUUUUCAGUUGAAAGAAUUUACUCCACUUCUGCUACUAAUUUUCUCCUCUUACUCACUCACUCACUCACUCACUCAUUCUCAUGUAGACCAGAACUCUGCUGGUGAAAAUUCUGUUCACACAAUUCUCACCAGUAAAACCAAACCCAAGUCAUUUAUAUUUUAAUUUGCAGUUUUAUACAACUGUUCUGGUAUAUCUCAGAAAGCCUGACAGACUCUGUUCCAAAUCAGGUUCAUCAAAUGCUGGUUUGUUUAUGACAUUUUCCAAGAAUAAGGCACUAAAAAGACUGCUGAAGCAGCUGUACACCAAAUAUGCGGAACAGUUACCAAUCAAUGACUGGCAGCCACCUAGUUUUAAUGGCAUUAAAAGCAGCUAGAACAUUAUUUAUUCAGUUCAGCAUUUAAAUAGUAAUGAAUACUUUUAUUGGUAUUAUGAGUAUGUUCUUUCACUGUUUUACUGUAGUGAAGCACUUUGACUUGCAUUUUAUAUCUGAAAUGAGUUAUUCUAAUGACUUUGUAAAUAGACACAGACCUUAUCUUAGAUCAGUACUUCUAGUUUAAGAUGUUUGAUGUGUGUCAUGGUACUUGAAUGCUGCCCUUCUUCAUACUUUGAUUACAGUUUUAAACUAACACCUUGCUGUGAAAAUAAUAUAUUUCUCUAAACACUGAAAGGUUGAGCAGGUGUAUCAGAUUGAACUUAGGACCAAACUGCUAUUAGAGGUUCCUGAAUUUUACAAUAAUAACCAGAGUAAUGCUCCCAAAAUCACAAAUGUACCUGUCUGGGCUUAGAGGAAGAAAAACUCCAACCAUUCACAUGACCAAAGGCAAUUUUACCAGAGUCAUGGAUGAUAAGCCAUUGUUUACAUAACUGUGAUAACAUAAGCCUCAGUUUCAGUAAGAAGCC